AUGCAAGCAGAUAAUGCCUUUAUCAUCGAACAUUCUGCUCCUUCUAUACCACUUCGUGCUGGACCUGAUGAAGUGUAUGAUCGGGUUGCGCAAGUUGGCGAGGGUACGUAUGGGCAAGUGUUCAAAGCUAAAUCAGACAAGACUGGCAUCACUGUUGCACUUAAGAAGAUUCGAAUGGAGAGCGAAAGAGAUGGAUUUCCAAUCACAGCUUUACGUGAGGUGAAACUUUUGCAAGGUUUGAAGCAUGAGAACGUCGUCCGGUUGCAUGAAAUGAUGCUCAGCAAACAUUCGAUCUAUAUGGUUUUCGAGUAUUUACAGCAUGAUCUAAACGGUAUCUUGGCACAACCUUCGAUCACAUUCUCGCCUGCUCAUAUCAAAUCUCUUGCCGCGCAAUUGUUGUCUGGAUUGGCUUAUUUGCACAAACAUCGUAUCUUGCAUCGUGAUUUGAAAUGUUCAAAUCUACUUCUCAACAACGAGGGCACGCUUAAAUUGGCAGAUUUCGGUUUGGCAAGAACGUACGUCAAACAGACUCGUCCUUCUGCACGAAACAAAACGUUGGAUUAUACCAAUCGAGUGGUUACGUUGUGGUAUCGUGCACCCGAACUGUUAUUCGGUGAAACGAGCUAUGAUGAUGCGAUUGACGUUUGGGGCGCUGGGUGUAUCUUUUUAGAGCUCUUUCUCAGAAAGCCAAUCUUUCAAGGCAUGGAUGAGAUUCAUCAAGUUCAGUUGCUGUUUGAGAUCUUGGGACCGGUAUCCAAAGAUGAAUGGCCAGAGGCAGAGCGGCUGCCUUGGUUUGACUUGAUCCGACCAGCAAGCAACGAUGGGGAUGGCACUCUUAUCAAAUCACAUAAGGAGCAUUUGCGGAAUCUAGUUGGAUCAGAAGAACAAGUCCCAGAUGAUGCACUUGAAGUCGCCUUGGCAUUGCUCACCUAUAAUCCCCGAAAGCGUGUUUCAGCUGUUGAAGGUCUCGCAUUGUCCUACUUUACCACCAAUUCACCACCAGCCGAAAAGCCAGCAGCAUUAUUGCAAGCUGUUCAAGGUGAAUGGCACGAGUUUGAAAGUAGAAAAGCAAGAAGAGAUGCAGCCGCACAAGCAUUACAAGAUCAUGUUCAUCGUGAAAAAGAACAACAAAGGAUAAGGAGUGAGAUUGGACAACCGCAAAUGUCUGAUAAGGUCACAAUAACGCCUUCUACGCAAGAACCCGUUCAAGAUACCACGAUGAGCUCUAUCGCAACUCCAACAAUGAUCAUCGAUGAGGCAUUGCAACGAAAAGAGGAAAGAGAGGCAUCUGCAUGA
Molecule: messenger RNA, 1296 nt
Organism: Meira miltonrushii
Lineage: Eukaryota; Fungi; Basidiomycota; Exobasidiomycetes; Exobasidiales; Brachybasidiaceae
Product: Pkinase-domain-containing protein
Exons: 1
Coding region: 1-1296 (431 amino acids)
Biological process (GO): transcription elongation by RNA polymerase II; protein phosphorylation; positive regulation of transcription elongation by RNA polymerase II
Cellular component (GO): nucleus; cyclin/CDK positive transcription elongation factor complex
Molecular function (GO): cyclin-dependent protein serine/threonine kinase activity; ATP binding; RNA polymerase II CTD heptapeptide repeat kinase activity
Source: RefSeq, a predicted model, not a curated record